Armigeres subalbatus is the source of this 952-nucleotide messenger RNA. RefSeq names its product glutathione S-transferase 1-like. The record is from RefSeq and is a predicted model, not a curated record. Gene Ontology annotation, biological process: glutathione metabolic process. NCBI's taxonomy places the organism in Eukaryota, Metazoa, Arthropoda, Insecta, Diptera, Culicidae. The transcript is spliced from 3 exons. Gene Ontology annotation, molecular function: glutathione transferase activity. The coding region runs from base 90 to 842 and encodes 250 amino acids.
CAACGAGUAUCAUUUCGCAAAUUGAAUCCCAUCAUCCCGGUACAGCCUACAACAUUUACGCAUCUAUUGCUAACUGACUGACAGAAACGAUGUUCAGUUUCGCAUACGUUUUACUACCAGCUAGUUGGAAGACGGAGUCGAUCGGUAUGGGCGUAAUCAAACUAUACGGUUUCCACAUCAGCCCACCCGUCCGAACGGUUCAGCUAACCGCGAAAGCUCUUGGCCUUGAUCUCGAAUUUCACACCGUCAACGUGUUGAAUGAAGAGCACCUAACCGACGAGUUCAAAAAGCUGAACCCCCAGCAUACAGUUCCAGUUAUCAAUGACGAUGGGUUUGUGGUGAUCGACAGUCAUGCUAUCGCCAUCUACUUGGUAUCGAAGUACGCCCCCAAUAGUGGUCUCUACCCAUCCGACAUCAAGCAGCAAGCUCGUAUCAAUUCCAUUUUACACUUCGAGUCCGGAGUUUUGUUCCCUAGACUGCGAUGGAUCGGCGAAUCUCUUCUGGAGGCUUGCGAGUGGGCCGAUGUUCCCCAGGAACGCAUUGACUAUGCAUUGAAGUCCGUUGAGCUGUUGGAAGCUUUGUUGGGGGACGACCCGUACAUGGCAGGAGGGCACGUGACCUUGGCCGAUAUUAGUUGCGUGACUUCGUUUUCUAGUUUGGAACAUAUGCUGAAGAUCGAGCGCAAUAACUAUCCGAAGGUGUACGCUUGGUAUGAGCGGAUGAAGCAAAUUGAUGGAUUUGAAGAAUUCGUUAAGAAAAUUGUUGAUCAGCUGGAUGGAGUAAUUCAGGGUGUUUUCGAAAGUAAUAAGGAGAAACGGAGUAGUGGCAAUUUGUUAAACUAACACAAAUAUUUAAAAAAAAUGUCACAGGAUCAAGGGUAAUUGAAUUCUAUAUAAAAUAUCAGAAUAUCGUUUGGAAUAAAACAUAAAUAAAACAAGAACAUAUUAUUGUA